This is a messenger RNA of Caenorhabditis elegans, 1363 nucleotides long. RefSeq names its product RING-type domain-containing protein (gene ZK686.6). Lineage: Eukaryota; Metazoa; Nematoda; Chromadorea; Rhabditida; Rhabditidae. The record is from RefSeq and is marked reviewed. Bases 443 to 1363 code for a protein of 306 amino acids. The transcript has 2 exons.
AGAUGGCUCCUCCAAGUAAGAGAAAAUCAGCCGGAAGAGAAACUGGGUGUCUUGGCCCUGAAAUUAAAAAAGAGAAACAAGCCGAGCGCCAGCAGAGAAUCGUGGAAUUGGAGGUGGAACUUGAAGCUCGAGGGACAAAAGUCAAAGAAAUAGAGGGCGUAAUUGUCGAUUUGAGAAUCUCCAUAUCCAAUUCAGAAGCUGAAAAUUUGGCAUUAAAAAAUACAGUGAAGCUGAAAAGUGAAGUGGAAACGCAGUUGCGAGCAAAAUUACAUGAGAUUGAGCAAAUAUUCAAGAACACAAAGGUCGAACUGGAUGAGAAUAUUGAGAAGCAAAAGUUGAAUGAAGAUCAGAAAUGAGCAAAAAAUGGCCCAAACCAUUAUUCAUAAAGAAGAAGAAAAUUGCAAAAAUGUCAUAAAAGGAUUGAAAAAAUCGGAGGCUCAUGAUGGUUGUUAAAGAAGCUUACGAAAAAAGGGAAAGAUCUAGUCGAAUUCAGAAAUGCUCGUCUCCUCAGUGCUGUAUCAAUCGACUUCCAAAGAAAUUCCAAGAUCAAGAUAUCUUUUUUUGCUCACGACCUGGUUGCAGCUCAGCCUGUCAUUUUGUAUGCUCAGGCUACUACACCAUUGAGCAACGUCACAACGCUUCGCAGGCUUCUCCUGAAUGUCUGCCUUGUAGAGAAGGCGAGAUUAUGACAGUAGAUGAUCUAGUUGCACAUGUUGAUGAAGCAAUUGAAGAUAUAAGGAUACGAUUAAAAGAGGAAGAAGAGUCAUUGAAUGAAUUGAGCACAGAAAAGAAGGAGUUAGAUGAUAUACUGCAGCUUUCUAAAGGAGCAACAAAGAAGAGGAUGGAAGCAGUUAUGGCUAAAAAUGGAUGCGAUCCACGCGUUUAUUAUCAGGCACUAAAUGGAAAUCAGGUGCGAAACCUUUUCCGGCCAGCUACCAUCGAAGAACUGAUCGACGUGUUCAAGGAUCAUUUUGAUGUCGAAAACUUGCGUCUGCUCAUGCUCGACUUUGGUAAACUGAUGUCUUGGUCUAGGAGUGCUAUCCUGUCAGUUGCCGAAAUCGAAGAAAUCUCAAUUCUUUUGCAAAGUUUGAAAAGAAAUCUUCGAUUGGUGCACCCUGACUUAGGAGUGAUUCCGAAACUCCACAUCAUGUUCGCGCACCUCGUUACAUUCAUGAAACGUCACAAAACUUGGGGAAAGUCGAGCGAGCAGGGCAUCGAGGGAUUCAACGCGCUCUUCAACAAAGUCGAGAGGAGAUACAGCACUGUUAAGAAUCUUGAGCUUCGAACCAUUCUCAUGCGCCAAUAUUUCGGCAAUUUGAAUUAUCUAUUCGAUUGCGGAGAAAAUUGGGACAACGAUGACUAG